Pectinophora gossypiella (pink bollworm) is the source of this 5105-nucleotide messenger RNA. It is a transcript of the gene wkd, whose product is annotated as TBC1 domain family member whacked. The coding region runs from base 343 to 1416 and encodes 357 amino acids. NCBI's taxonomy places the organism in Eukaryota, Metazoa, Arthropoda, Insecta, Lepidoptera, Gelechiidae. The transcript is spliced from 7 exons. The record is from RefSeq and is a predicted model, not a curated record.
UCUUGCAAUCGCCCACCCACACGGCUGAGUUUUGAUAAGAAAAUAUUAUAUUGUUUUCAAUUCAGAGAGUGUUUUGCUGCUAUAUUUAUAUUCUGUUAUAAUGUGUCUAUAGUUUCACGGCAUACUAUGGUAUCCGCAAGAUCUCGGCGUGUGUUUUUUGAUGAUGCGUUGGAUUGUUGACUGUUUUCGUGUACGGGCGUGAACUCGAGGCAUCCGGAACACUUGCAUGUUUUGUAAUUAAUUUGUUCGCCCACUCGCCUCUGCGGCGUUCGGAUGUGGGAUUGUUGCUGUUCGUGAUGUUAGAAGGCUGUAGGUAGUGGUAUAAGGAGUGAGAACUUCAAAAUGUCGCUGCAGAAAAGUGUAAAAAGUGCGGGUGGCGAUCGGAGUGAGCAAGCAGACACCACGUCCAUAUGCUCGUCUGUGACCACGCAGCCCGACAGGCAUGGCUUCUUCGGUGGUGCUCAGUACAGUCCAGAACCCAAGCGGACGGUGUCCCCGAGCACGAUCCUGAAGCGGGAGCAGAAGUGGCUGCGCAUGCUCGAUAACUGGGAAGCGUUCAUGAGCAAGAACUACAAGAAGGUGCGCGAGCGCUGCCGGAAAGGUAUACCAGCAUCAGUCCGUCCUAAAGCCUGGCUGUACCUCUGCGGAGGGCAGCUACUCCUGGCGCGGCAUCCCAACGAAUAUGAAGAACUACUGCAGGCACCUGGCGACCCCAAGUGCAUGGAAGACAUCAGGAAAGACCUGCACCGACAGUUUCCCUAUCAUGAGAUGUUUAUACGCGAGGAGGGGCUUGGGCAACAAGAACUAUUCUCCGUGCUGAAAGCGUACUCAGUGCUGAACCCCAAGGUGGGGUACUUCCAGGCGCAGGCGCCGGUAGCUGCGUUCCUGUUGAUGCACAUGCCGGCCGUGCAGGCCUUCUGGUGCCUCGUAAGCAUCAGCGACAAGUACCUCAGCGGGUACUACAACCCUGGACUUGAGGUCCUCCAGCGCGACGGCGACAUUCUCCACGCGUUACUCCGACGGACAGCGCCGGCAGUCCACCGACACUUGGUGAAACACAAAGUGGAGCCGGUGCUGUACGCCACCGAGUGGUUUCUCUGUGCUCUCACGCGCACGCUGCCCUGGGACAGCCUGCUGCGCGUCUGGGACUGCUUCCUCUGCGAGGGGGUCAAGGUUCUGUUCAAAGCAUCCCUAGUAGUGCUAGCCGGAGCCCUAGGCCCGGCGAAGGUGCGCAAGCGCGCGUCGGGGCUCUGCGAGACGCUCGAAGUGCUCCGCCACCCGCCGGAGAACAUCCUCGCCGAGGAGUACCUGAUGUACCACAUGCAGCGCCUCAAUUUGACCGAGGAGGACUUCGAGUUUGAGCACCAGCGGCAGUCGGCGCGCCGCCGCGCCAUGCCUCACAGGAGUGGCAGCUGAUUCAGCGACUGUUCCUACAAGCGAUAUUCAAAGAAUAACGCGCGGGAUCUGUUCAACACUCUAUGAGUGAGUGACUCAGUGACUCAAGUGAAUAGACUUAGUGUGUGCUACGACUCUAAUGUUUACGUGCUGAACGCGAGUUGUGAAAGAGCAGUCUGAUGAAACUGUAAGUAUGGAGAAACUUCACGUAGCGCAGUUUUUCAUAAGUAUGAUGGUAGGCAAAGACUAAGCCAUACAGCCUUGUCUAAAGUUCUUGACUGAGAUUUUAUAAAGAUAGAUUCGUUGGUGUUGCCAAAAUAAAAUAUCCCGUCUCGAAGUAUUUUUUAAACGACCGAUUCGAAAUUCGAAUAAACGAUAAAUUAUCUUUUGAAUUAUUCCGUAAACCUGAUUAUAAUUAUAAAUGUACAAUACAAGAUAUUUCGUUAGGUAAAUAUUAUUCAGAUAUGAUAAAGAAAGGACGUACGUGUGAUAAUGGAAUAGCAAUAUGAAAAAUAAAAUGGUUUUUGAAAUGAAGUUGUAAAUGACAAUUUUAAUGUAUAAAGACCAAUUUGAAUUUUGAAUGUUGAUAAUAAGGACCAAUAUUGCACUGUUGGUCAUUGAUUAAAAGUGAGAGAUGGUUCAUGUAAAAUUAUUGGCUUAUUCCACUUGUUGAAAAGGAUUCCAUAAUUACCAUAGACUUAAGCUUUUCUCGAAUUUGGUCCUUGUCCAUUUUGUUCUUGAAGUAUGCUCAUUGUAAACUUGUGACAAAUAUCUUCAUAAAUAUUAGUUGAAAUCUUGUAAUUAAAACAAGAAAUUGACAAAUGUCCAUAGUAAAUUGUUUCUAAGAGUGUUUUUUUUUUUGUAUGAUAAAGCUUUAUGAUGUGAUUGGAACGACCACAGGCGGCGUUGGUGUUCUCAGCGAGCGACUGUUUAGGAUAUAAUGUCUGUUCUGUUUCAUUAACAAUUAUCACAUUUGCCUAAACAGAAUUGUAUCGUAAAACACAAUUAGUAAAGGUGCUUUGAGUGGGUUCGUAAUAUAAGAGAGGAAGUGUUCAAAUAAUAUCACAGUAUUUGUUAAGGAGAUAUUUGUGUGUGCGUGCUAGCAAUAUUGUCAUAAUCUUAGUUUUUGUAUAGCGAAACCCUAUUUAAUUUAUUACCCCUUUAUUUUCAUACAUGAAAUAAUAUUAAGACUGUAUUUAAGUUUAAAAAAACACGCGAGAAUUAUUCAUAAUAUCAUGUGAUAGGGACUUUUUGUAAUUGUUAAAAUUACAUAUCUCGAAAAUGUGUAAAUAAAUAAAUAACUUAACAAAAAAAUAUGAAAAAAAAUGUAAUAAAAAUAUAAUCUCAACUGUGAGAGUACAAUUAGAUGUAUCGUUUGAUAUCUCCUUUUUUAAUUUCCGUGAUUUCAUUGACAUUUAUACGAGAAUGCGACAUUGUAAUAUGUAAUAGUGAGGCGGAGUGAUAGUAAAGAAAUAAAGAAAUGAAAUAUAUACGCGCUAAUCUCACAUUGAAUGCCUCUUAAAAUGGCGCGUUAUUUUGGGCGAAAUCAGCGCGUUUAAAGCGUCAGGACUUGCUCUCACUAGAUGUCAUAGCAAUUCAAUACAAUUCAUAUACCGGCGCUCCGAUCCGGUCCCAAACCCCAAGGUCUGAAUACUAUCGGAAAAAUAACAUACUUAAAUAGGCUGUUUUCUACAGUACUUCCCAAUCAGUAUUUCCCAAAUACAUUCCUAAUAAAAAUUAGUAUAGUCUUCCUCUUCUCCAAUUCCAGUACAACUCAGGAUUGUGACAGAUCAAGAGUAUUUUUUAAAGGUUUUUCAAAUAGAUCAAUAUCUACAAAUACAUAGAUAUUUAUAUAGUACACUUGAAAAUAAUUCCGAACAAAAAUCUAUUUUUCUCACUCAAUCUUAUAGAAAAAGUUUAGAACGAAAGAGAACAAUAACAUAAUAUUUACAUUUGUCCAUUACAUGACUAUAUUAUCUACAUAUUAAAACGAAAAAAAUACAUGUUUACAAAGAAAGAGUAAUAAAUAGUUUAUUUAUUUCUCUACGAUAUGUACGGCUUUAUGUAAAAAAAAACUGAAUGAUGUUGCAUUGAGCUUUUGUGCUUAUUUGAAUGUAAAUUGUUAUUUGGUAAAAAUACUUUGAAAUUACUUUACAUAUCUAAGGUGGAAUAAAACAAGCCCUGCCUCUGGUUAAAUACUUUUGAUACUUUAAGUACAUCUUGUAUUGUUCAAUCCAUCUACUAUGUGGAUAUAGAUAGUGGCUGUUCUGGGGCGAAUUUAAUUUUUACAUGACAGUUCUACUACUAACGUUAUCUCUUUUGCACUGAGCACAAGUGAAAGAGAGCACUAUAUUUAGAGCUCUCAAACUAUGCUUAGAACGUAGCAUGAUUAGAAUGACAGCAGGACCGAGAUAUGGUACAUCGCCGAGCGCCGAAAGAGACGAGAUAUCUCUUUCGCUCUAACGGUAUACGGCUUAGUACGAAAGAGAUGAGAGAUAUGGGGUAUACACUAAAUUAAAUUCGUUCCGCCAGAAUUUCCACCAACGAAGUUUAUAGUUAAAAGAUCUUUGUUUAUCCUUACGUGCUUGCUUGUGAAUAAGUCACUACGUUCGAAUGUAGGCUAUGAUUUAGUUGUAAGAGUAUCUCGGUGCAUAAUGUUUCUUUUCCCUCCUAAUUUUAUUUCAAACUUAUAGUUUAAUUCAAUAAUUCACUUUCAAAAUGUUCUCGGAGGUUUGAAGUAAAUGCUAUAGAAAAAACAAUACUUCAAUUUUCAAUCGUUUGAAUAAAAAAAUGAUAAUUUCUAGUCAAAGAAUUAAAUUACGAUAAUCAUUGAAGUUGAAUAUUUACGAUAAUAUGCUACGACUACCCUAGUCGAUUUGUGGUUAAUCGAGCAUUUAUUAUUUCAUUAAAACUAGCAAUAUUGUCAGUCUUUUGCAGUAUAUUUUUUACUGUUUCUUUUUUUGCAGUGUUCUAUUUUCUAGUUUUGAAUUCAAAUUCUGAUACAUAGGUAAAUUUAACAUUUUAUGAAAAUGGAAAUUAGCAUUCGUUUGUAUUUGGAACUGUUAGUUAUGAUUGUCGAGAUAUUAAAUAACAGAAGGACUUUACAAAAUAAAAUACAUCUACUUCAAAACUCCAGAGAUAAACAUAUUAAAAAAAUGAAUUCUAUUUGUGUUUGGGUGUUGUGUGUUUUGUUUCGAUUACGUGGAGAAAAUUUAAUUUGAUGUUAUAUCUUUGUUAUUGCUAGAAUCUUCAACCAUAAACUAAGUGUAAUGUGUAAAUCAAUUUUUCGCAUAAUUGAAAUAAAUUCGAAUUUCAUUGUCUCACAUUCCGAUGAAGAGUUAGUCAGUCAUUGUUUGUAUGGAAAACUGCAGAAGCUAAAGCGAUAAAUACGAGAAACAGAGUUUGAAAACUGGAAUAGUCGUAAGUGAGAACGAGAUAGCAUCAUUUUCUUUAAUAGAAAAUGGAAAUAUACAGCUAUCAUUGGUUUAUGAAUUUAUGGCGAGAUUACUGAAAAGUAUAGUUUUAAAUAUAACAUAUGUAUAUGUAAAAGAAAUAUGAUGGUCAAUCUUGCAGUUUUCCAUGCGAGUUUAGAAAUAAUCUGAAAGCUGUAUAAUGAAUGUCGUUCGUUGCUAUUAUUUUUAUAAGAUGUCAGAAAGAUUCGCAUUUGCUGCAAUAUUCGUGUUGUAAAUAAAAUUAAAUAUAUAAAAGUU